Messenger RNA from Monodelphis domestica (gray short-tailed opossum), 2135 nucleotides. RefSeq lists its product as uncharacterized. NCBI's taxonomy places the organism in Eukaryota, Metazoa, Chordata, Mammalia, Didelphimorphia, Didelphidae. The record is from RefSeq and is a predicted model, not a curated record.
UUCCUUGUAGAUGAAAAAAUAAAUCUGGCAUUUAAAAAUAGAUAUUUUGUGGGAAAAACUCAUAUUCAUCCAAAUUAAUCCUUUCAGUGCAACUGGGCAUUCAUAGGAAAUGCUUUUGAAUAAGUAUUAUAAUAAUGAUGCUGUCAUGGCUUCUUUCUGGAAGGGGUAAUUUCUCUAACAUCAAUCAUGUGAUGUUUUCUAGUUUAAGUAACAAAAUUAUUUCAGCUAUAUCAAGAAAGCCCAGCCUCCCAAACUCCUUGAGAAAUCCCAGAUGAUAAGGGGAUGAGCAGUGAAUUUCCUCAUUCUUAUCAGUAAGCAGCAAAGGACCAUCAUGGCUGGGAGUCAGAGUUUGCCAUUCUGGGGUGGCAUCUGUUUCAUUUUUUUCUUGAAGAUUCAAAUUUCAUCAAGUACAGGCCCAAGGCUCUAUCCACUGGGCAAACUAGCUGCCUUCAGGAGGGAAGUGGGGAGACAUGACAAAUUUUUGGUGACAACUGGGGCCUCUCCAGCUGAGGCACAGACCCCAUCUCCCACUCUUAGAUCAUCGGCUCUUUCCAUCCUCUCUGGCUCCCACUACCGCCUGAGAAAAGGGUGGACCAGAAACCGCAACCUUGUACCCCCUAUGCCUAAGCAGCAACCCUGGGUUCCUGAAUGGCUACACAGGAAGGCAGUUGCAUUAAAACAUGCCCAAUGGGUUCCCUUCAACAGCACUUCCCAUAACCCAAAGAUCACCUUGCACCUUAGGGAUAUCCAGCCCCCUCUUGAGCAGCAGGUGGAUACUAUGGGAUCAAAGUCUACUCCUCAAGAGCAACAAGCUCCUAAGGUCAUCUGGACAGCUCCAGGUGUGAUCCAUAAACCUCAAUACUGCAACAUUACCUCUUCUCAACCCCAACAAGGGCAAUUUGACAUAGAUAAAUUCUGUCUCCUUUGGAGAACUCUCCAUCGCCAGUCAAAGAAAGUGAUACCCCCACCUUCCAGGCCCAGGAAACCCCGACAUCAUCAUGGCUUGCCUUUAUGGGUUGGGAUUUAUCACAUGACAACUAUGGCUCCCCAGCACCAUCUAAUAGAGAAGGACACCAUGACAGCAUUUCUCACCCCACUGGCUUCAUCCAGAGUCAACUGACCACUACCACCACUAACAAAUAAUCCUCAACGACUGACUUCCUCAAGAGUCACUCUGCAUUAUUCCAACCCCUGCCCAGAACACUGGGGACCACCACAAAAAUGCCAUAUACUAAGCUUAGGAGACAAGUUUCCUUCUGCUAUAAUUUAGAACUCCCAAGCUCCAGCUUUAGAGGUAAAAGGCCACAACACCACCAUGGCUAUCUCUGGAAAGAUUCAGAACCUGAACAUUGCAACCCCCAGCACUCUCUGACCAGAUUUCUCCUGUGGCAGCCCAGGUCUCUCCAACACACAAUGAGGAUACAGAAGUACAGAGCCCCUCUCAGAAAACUACCUCCAUCCUGCCACAUUCCAGACUCAAGUUGGGGUUCCCGCCAACACCACAUCCUGACAUCAUAACCUGACCUUGGUCACUGCAAUUGCUGACUUCUUCCAGGGUCACCUCAAACCCCUCCAGACAGCUACUAAACUCCCAAGAUUCACAAGAGGCCAACUUCUUUCCAUUCAUAGUCAACCAGAAGUAUAGACAACACCAACCUAUCCUGAGAAGGCAAGAACCAGUGACUGUGCCACCUUUCUUUCAGCAAAGAAGUAUCUCUAGCAGUAUCCUGGACCUCAGAGAAGGGAAGCCUCUACAUACCCACUUCCCAACCUCUCAAACAGAGCUUUCUCCUUUGACAACCUCUUCCUCUGUGAUGAUGAACCAACCCUUCUCUCACUGCCACUUUGCAUCUUCGAAUGGAGCCCCCAAACUCCACAGCUAAAUAGCUUUCUACUCCUUCCUGUUGUGAACCUAGCUUCCAGGGGCCUUCUGGGGCAACAUAAUCCCAGGGCUUUAACAGAAGACUGAACAGUCAAACCGUCUACCUACCUUAUUGGACUUUUCCUCAUACACUGAUAUCUAAAAUCAGUCUAGACUCAUUUGUCAAUGGUUUGACAAUUCCAACACCAUUUACUCUCCUCAUUCAAUAUUAGCCUGAACUUGGACUAGACAUGAAUAAAUCCUGUUCUUGAGA